UCCUGAAUUUUCAGCACCGCUCUCUAUCUUCCUUACGCUGGUGCAGCGCCCAACUUGGAUGUAUUUCUCUUUCUAAAACCGUCCCUUCUCUUUCUAAACACUUCCUUUCAUCUUUCUUUCGCUCUCUUGACUUGAUUCUCGCAUUAGGUCUUCACAAAUCUAUCACAUACGCAGAGAUUCUCCGUUGCUAAAUCCGUCAAGGUAAAUGAAGCUUAAUGAUUGUUCACAGCAAGAAGCAUAACAAAGCUCAACUGGUCAUGAAAUAUUCUUCAGAUUAGCUUGAUUGAUCGAUUUACUGUAAAAGGAAUGGACAGAUCGGAUACAUCAGGCUUUGUGAGCGGGGGUGGUAGCUUAAACAAGUUUCUUCCAUUUGUUCUUCCUACUUUUAAGUAUAGAAAGUGUUGAACCGUUGAGCAAUACAAUCUUCUAAAAAAUGGAUCUCAAUGGUGAGUGUUUCAAAACUAAUUGUGGUGAUACCACUUUAAGUUUGAAUUGCUUGGGCUAUGGGGUGAACGAGGUAGCUGGUUUUGGAAACUUUCGAACUGAAAAUGGAAGCAAAUAUGAUGAUGGAUGUAGACUUGUUCUUGGAUUAGGCCCAACUCCAAGUACCUAUUCUGAUGAUCAUUCAUCUAGUAGGUUAGACAAGGGCAAAUGUUUAUCUUCUUCGUUUCAUUGCGAUUCCAUUCUUAAACUUGGCCUUUCUGGAGGUGGUGACGAAAUGUCCACUAUAUCGGAUUAUUCAGAUGUUUCUGUUUCUGGCUUUGGUUCUGGUUCUGGUUCUGGUACCGUGGCAAUUCCUCUUGUUGAUGAGGGCUCGACUUCAGCAAAGAAAUCAGGCGGCUACAUGCCCACAAUUCUCUUCGCUCCUAGAGUCAAUUUCACAUCCAAAACUAGCACGAACACGCCGAAGAAAUGCAAAUUCGAGGGUUGCUCAAAAGGAGCACGUGGAGCAACCGGCCUAUGCAUAGGCCAUGGAGGCGGUCAAAGGUGUCAAAAACCAGGUUGCAAUAAAGGCGCGGAAAGUCGAACCGCCUAUUGCAAAGCGCACGGAGGCGGAAAGAGAUGUCAACAUUUAGGCUGCACGAAAAGCGCAGAAGGGAAAACCGAUCUCUGCAUAGCUCACGGAGGAGGAAGAAGAUGCGGGCAUCCGACGGGUUGCGACAAAGCGGCGCGAGGAAAAUCGGGUCUAUGCAUUAAACACGGUGGGGGGAAGAGAUGUAAAGUCGAAAACUGCACUCGGAGUGCGGAAGGGCAAAUUGGUCUUUGCAUAUCUCACGGAGGGGGUCGUCGUUGUCUAUUUUCCGAGUGUUUGAAAGGCGCUCAGGGGAGCACGUUGUAUUGCAAGGCACACGGAGGUGGGAAACGAUGCGUAUUCGCGGGAUGUACGAAGGGUGCGGAAGGGAGUACUCCGUUGUGUAAAGGGCACGGAGGGGGGAAAAGGUGUUUGUUCGACGGGGGAGGGAUUUGUCCGAAGAGCGUUCAUGGGGGGACGAAUUUCUGCGUGGCUCAUGGCGGCGGGAAGAGAUGUUCGGUUCCAGAAUGCACAAAGAGCGCGCGCGGUAGAACCGAUUGUUGCGUUAAGCACGGUGGGGGGAAACGGUGUAGGUCCGAGAAUUGCGGGAAGAGCGCGCAAGGGAGCACGGAGUUUUGUAAGGCGCACGGGGGAGGGAAAAGGUGUAACUGGGGCGGAGGAGGAAAGUGCGAGAAAUUUGCGAGGGGAAGGAAUGGAUUUUGUGCGGGUCAUGGUAGUUUGGUUCAAGAUCAAGAGAUGAAACGCAGUGGAGGAAUGAUUGGACCGGGGUUGUUUAAAGGAUUGGUUAGAUCUGAAAUGGAGAGUUCUUCUGCGGUGACUCGGGCGAGUGUGGUUUCGGAUUCGGGUGGUGGUGAGUGUUUGUCCGUUAAGAGAAGACAAUUAAUACCUUGUCAAGUGUUGGUUCCUUUGUCAAUGAAAUCUUGUCCAUCAUCGUUUUCGAGACGAACCGAGAAUGGGGAACAAAGCAUGAGAAAUGGUUUUAAUUUUGGAAUACCAGAAGGGAGAGUUCACGGCGGGGGUUUAUUGUCGUUGCUUGGUGGGGAUUUGAACAAUGCCAUUGAUGGAAUUUGACUAUCAAUAAGGUUUCGAAAUGUGCAUAAUCUAUGAAUGUUGUAAGAUUAGUAUGAAUAAGCUUGGCUUGAAACUUUGUCCCAUAUUCGUGGAACAACAUUUGUUUAUGUAAUUUUAUUUUUGUGUUUGUAAUGAAUUAUGUAAUGUUGUGA
Molecule: messenger RNA, 2256 nt
Organism: Impatiens glandulifera
Lineage: Eukaryota; Viridiplantae; Streptophyta; Magnoliopsida; Ericales; Balsaminaceae
Product: probable WRKY transcription factor 19
Exons: 2
Coding region: 434-2104 (556 amino acids)
Source: RefSeq, a predicted model, not a curated record